UAUGCCGAAUCAACCGGAUUGGCUAGGUAUGCGGCAUGUAUGCGGCAAAGUUUUGUUCUUGUGUGUUUAUCAAAUUAUUCAAUGUCGUGCUUGAAUAACAGCUGCAGCAUCCUUAUGCCGCAGUUAGUUUUAUGUGUUAGUUCCUCGUGGCGGUGAUAUGUGUUAUUAUAUUAAAAAUAUUGCAUUUAUUAAUGUUCAUUCUUUUAUUUCGGAUGAUAAGUUUUCGGAUGUGUGACAAAAAUAUUACGAGUUACAAAUUCGCAAGCAAAAUAUUUACGUAAAAUGGGCGAUGAAUGAAAGACGGUUAAAAUUGUGUAUUACUGUGAUAAAAACUGUUAAGUUACGAUUGAAAAAAAUAUUGUAGCUAGGUAGAAAAACAAAAUGACUGUAACAUAUACUGGUGAAGUUGCAACUUGUCGUGGAUUUGGGACCUUUUUGAAACUUUUAUAUAGAUGGAGAGGAAGCAUUUACAAGUUGGUGUGGCUGGAUCUCCUAUGUUUUCUACUUUUUUACUACAUUUUAAAUUUGACUUAUCGUUUGCUGCUAGAUGAGCAUUCAAAAAGACUAUUCGAAGGCGUGGUGAACUACUGCAGCUACCACGGCAAUGUGAUCCCGUUGUCGUUCGUGCUGGGGUUCUACGUCACGGUGGUCAUGAACCGCUGGUGGAGCCAGUACACCUCCAUACCGUGGCCUGAUUCCAUCGCCGUGUUCGUCUCCGCCACCGUCCACGGGCAGGACGAGCGCGGGCGGCUGAUGCGCCGCACGAUCGUGCGCUACGUGUGCCUCUGCCUCACCAUGGUGCUCAGCAUGAUCUCGCCCCGCGUCAAGAAACGGUUCCCCACGCUCGACAACUUCGUCGAGGCCGGCCUACUCCUCGACAAUGAAAAGAUCAUCAUGGAAAACCUUAACGAGAAAUUUCCUAAGCCUUCAAAACAUUGGAUGCCCAUAGUGUGGGCCGCUAGUAUAGUGACGAGAGCCCGGAAAGAGGGCCGAGUACGGGACGACUUCGCCGUCAAAACUAUUUUAGACGAACUCAACAAGUUCAGGGGACAGGCUGGAUUAUUGCUCAGCUACGACACUAUUAGUGUACCUCUUGUAUAUACUCAGGUAGUUACCAUUGCCGUAUACUCAUACUUUAUUACGUCUGCCUUGGGCAGUCAGUGGGUCGACAACAAAAUACACGUUUCUGGCGACGAUCGCAUCGUUAAUAUAGACCUCUAUUUUCCUAUAUUCAGUACGCUAGAGUUCUUCUUUUAUAUGGGCUGGCUAAAAGUGGCCGAGUCUCUGAUAAACCCCUUCGGUGAAGACGACGAUGACUUCGAAGUGAACUGGUUGAUCGACAGAGAUUUGCAGGUUUCAUACAUGAUUGUGGACGAGAUGCACCACGAGCACCCGGAGCUGAUCAAGGACCAGUACUGGGACGAGGUGUUCCCCUCCGAGCUGCCGUACACGCUGGCCACGGAGAACGCGCGCGAGGAGCACCCGGAGCCGUCGACGGCGCGCGUGGCCGUGCCGCCGCGCCAGCGCAGCAUGGUCACCAUGGCGCCCUCCGCCGUCAAGAUGGACGAGAUGGCCCCCUCGCACACCGUGAGUUACAAGUUCGCCCCGCCCGAGCAACUUCAAAUGAACGACGAUGCCCAAUCGGGUAUCCACUUCAUGGUCGGGUCCCGGGGUAGCAAGCGCGGGAAGAAAGAGGACAGGAACUCGAUGGGGCUGGGCUCCAGCAACUCCAUGGCGUCGCUGCAGCAGACCCCAAUCACGCGGACCAACUCGGUCACCUCCAUGCUGAAGCGGCUCUUCUCGAAGGAGGACCAGCGACAGACGCCCGUGCCGAACCAAGUGCAGACCGACGGAGUGGGACGGUUCUCAAUAUCAGCCAGCAACCCGACGCUGAACAAGCCGGCGCCGGGCGGCGGCAGCAUGAAGAUCGCCAACGAGGUCAUCGAGGAGGUGGACGAGCAGGCCACCAUCACCAGCAUGGCCAAACGGCCGGAGAACAGACCGACAGCGCAGAGCUUGUUCGCACAGGGGCCGCCGCCCCCCAGCGAGCCGGUUAACGUCCCCUACAGGAACUCCUACGUUAAAAACAACAGCCAGCUGUCGUCGUCGGCGCCGACGCAGUGGGCGGCGCCGGCGCCGGGCAGCCCGGCCGCCACGCUGUCCACGCAGCCCUCCUUCGUGUCCGAGCCCGAGCCGCGCGCGCGCCUCGACAGCGACGUGGGGCCCUCGCUCAGCGCCGCCGGCAGCCAGACCUUGUUGGACGAGACGGACGGCGACGGCGAGGAGGACUCGUUCUCGCGGCUGCGCGCGGCGCGCGAGGCGGCGCGGCGCGACAAGUACCUGCAGAAGCUGCUCGCGCGCUCCGUCAGCGCGCAGCAGCCAGUUGGUAGUAUAGAAAUCCUAGACAACGAAAUUUUACUUGUCGAACUAUUGGAUGCACAAGCAGCUCUAAACAGCCAGCAAGAAAGCAAAGACUCCAAAGAGGAAACUACUUGACAAAGCAAAAGUUCCAUUUUCCAGUGGGAUUGAUUUUUACCUUCGCACAAUUUCAGUAUUAUUAUUGUGAUACUUUUAAUUACGGAGUAUUUGUAUUAUUUGGAAUCAUGUCAAUCAGAUUGAUGUAAAUAUUUAUAAUAAGAGAAACUUAUUUUAUGCUUUUAACGUGAAUUGAAUACGUUUGUUAAGGUGCUUUGCUACCAAACAAAAUUUAAUAGGCGCACCACACACGAGCUGUAUUUCAGUUCAGCAUACAAAAAAAAAACGUGCCAUAGACAAUAUCUGAAUUUGUUUUGUGACUCGUGACCAGUGAUUCCGGUGCGGAAUUUGUGAAAUUUCAACCCGUGUUUGGUGUACCUAAGGCGAGGAUAUGUUAGUGACGUUAGUGUCCUGUCAAGUCAAGAGCUACUUUUUAUAAUACGCCAAAACGAUCUAUUAUAGCCGUAACACACUACCGCACCGCGACCUUGGUGCAGUACGGUAGUGUGUUACGGCUUUUACAAAUGAGAAACGAAGGUGGUUACGUCUUGUGAUGAGUUUUUGUUGAUUUUAUAAUGUAAGUGUAAGUGCAAAAAUAUGUUUGCUCAUGUUCUGUGUGUUUCCGUAAAUUCGAUUCCAUGAUGAAUGUAAAACAAUUCAUUAUAUAUAUAGGACACGGACCAUCGCAUUGAUAUUUGAUACAAGGUAAUUAUUAUUUAAAUUUCCUGCUUCAAUAACGCCUCGUUAAUCUAUGUCAAUAAAUGUGGUAUUCCACUUGUCUAAGAUCUUUGUCCAAUGCGACUCAUAUUAUUUUUGCAAAUGCAUAUUAAAUAAUGAUCUCGGACAAAUACCACCCUUAGCCCCCAUUCCCACGGGCGCUUUUACAACGCGCGUUUAAAAUGCGUCUGAAUGACCCAAAUGGAUACAUGUGUAUUUAUUCACACGACAGCGGUGGCGCUUUUUAUCAAGCGUUGUUGGAUUUUCGACUUUAAGCCUUGGUCGUUAAAUCGAAUUUAAGAGUGCGGACAGAUUCAAGCGCUUUUUAACGCGCGUUGAAAAAGCUCUCGUGCGAAUGGGGGCUAACAUAGGUUGGGUGCAUCAACUUUUUCUUGUAACUUUUCAAAUAUACAUAAGAGUCGGGCCAACAAAAGUCUGCAGCGGAUUUGAUAGCCCACGCAGUGUAAGCGUUAUUUACACGUCAUAAUUUCAUAGAAGUUUGACGUUUAAAAUAAGACGUACACUGUGUGGGCUAUCAAAUCCGCUGCAGACUUUUCUUGGUCUGACUAUAUGUCCCGUCAGCAAAAAAAUGUACAGUUCCUGCUAAUAUGGUUAGCAGAUGGCCCAGCGUGGAGGUCUUAAAACUACACAUUUGUUUAAUUUCAAAUCAUUACAAUAUAAAGCCCCACAUUCACACUCCUACCUUGUAGUCCGCCUCGCAGGACUACGGCGUAGGAUAUAGCUCACACCAUCCUACGCUGUAGGUCGCCUUGCAGGACUACGGAGCAAGAAAUAGCUCACACACGGUACUGUUUUGCCGUCCAUUCACCAGUACUGCUUCGUAUCUCACAAGUGUCGGUCUACUUACCUACUCUUGAAAAUGUGACGUGCAAUUAAAAAAAAAAAGAAAAUAGCUCUUCUGCUAUGUAUUUUUUGUUAUUGGAUAAAAAUAAAAAAGAGUGGGAAAAGAAACUACGAGCCGUCCUAUAAACGGCUAAACGGUAGGACGGCUCGUAGUCCGCAACCCCCAUACACAAUCCUACCCAACGAGGCGGCCUACACGGUAGGAGUGUGAAUGUGGGGCUUAACCAAGGCAACAUCCACAGAAAAGUUGAUCCACCUGUCAAAGUUUUUAAAUUACAUUUGUUGCAACUUUAUAAUAUAUAUUUUACUAUUAAGACAUAAAUCAUAUUUUGACUAAUUGGCCUAAUUUUUUUAUAAAUCAAUAAGAAUGAAAUAAAGAAAAUAGCAGGAGUUAA
This is a messenger RNA of Cydia fagiglandana, 4451 nucleotides long. Its product is annotated as bestrophin-2-like. The transcript has 13 exons. Gene Ontology annotation, molecular function: chloride channel activity. The record is from RefSeq and is a predicted model, not a curated record. Bases 382 to 2496 code for a protein of 704 amino acids. Lineage: Eukaryota; Metazoa; Arthropoda; Insecta; Lepidoptera; Tortricidae.